UAUAUGCAUCAGCGAUAAAAGUUCUGCUAAAGCUGAAAUAUUUCCGGUCCAAACGGAGCGUCAGCAGCGCGCAUUUGUUCCGAGGAGCGCUGGAGGCGCAGCAUCUCUUAUCAAAACCACAGGUAAACCUGCUGCUCCUGUCAUGGCUGCUACGGUCCUGUUUGUACUGAGCAGUCUCAUCAUGGCCACCACUGUCCAAGCUCAAGACUGUCCUAAACCUGAGGGAGGUCCCAAUGUCACUUUCAGGGACGAGGACAUUAAUAAGGAAACAUUCCCAGAUAAACAAAGAAUUAGACUUCGUUGUGGUAUUGGCUACACAUCUGCAGGGGGGUCUCCAUACAUUACUUGUCUUGCAGGCAGUUGGAGUCGUGUGCAGCUGAAAUGCGAGAGGAAGAACUGUGGCUCUGCUGGUGAGGUGGCAAAUGCACGAAUAAGCUAUGAGGGGACUGAGUUUGGUGACAAAGCUGAGAUUCGUUGUAACAAAGGUUACACAAUGGUUGGACAUGGAGUACUCAAUUGUGGAGAUAAAGGAUGGAUGGGCAGACUGCCUGUAUGUGAAGGAAUAAAAUGUUUCCCAUCACCAGUAAUUGCGAAUGGCUAUUUAAGACCUGAUCGAGAAGCUUAUAACUACAGACAAGUUGUGAAGUACUUCUGUGACAAAUACUAUACACUCGAAGGGGCAAGAGAAGGGAUGUGUUCAGAAAACGGUGAAUUCAACCCGAAACCUCCAAUAUGUAAACCUAAGGACUGUUCCAGACCUGGUGGAGGAUCCUACAUGCAUCUGAAAGGAAAUGAUAAUAGAAAAUAUACAUUCCCACAUAACUCCACAGUUACAUUUGAAUGUAAUGAAGGCUUCAACGAUGAAGGAGGGUCACCACUGAGUACUUGUACUGCUGGCCAUUGGAGUCCUGUGGAACUGAGAUGCGAGCUUAAGAACUGUGGUCCACCUAAAAACAUGGUGAAUGGACAUAUAAACUAUGAGCGGACGGAGUAUGAUGACAAAGCUACGAUUCGUUGUAACCAUGGAUACAAAUUAAUUGGAAACUCAGAAAUCACUUGUAAAAUGAUGGGAUGGAGCGAACCACCGACAUGUCAAGUGGUGACAUGUGUUUCACCACCAGUGGUUGCAAAUGGCAGUUUCACCCCUGUUAAAGAUGUCUACCGCUAUGAAGACUCUGUGGUUUACUCCUGUAAUGAUGGUUAUAAACUCCUUGGAUCAGAAACAUUAAAAUGUUUAAAUAAUGAUACAUUCCUCCCUGAUCCUCCACAGUGUGAACUUAAGAACUGUGGUCCACCUAAAAACGUGGUGAAUGGAAAAAUAAACUAUAAGCGGACUGAGUAUGAUGACAAAGCUACGAUUCGUUGUGACCAUGGGUACAAAUUAAUUGGAAAUUCAGAAAUCACUUGUAAAAUGAUGGGAUGGAGCGAACCACCGACAUGUCAAGUGGUGACGUGUGUUUCACCACCAGUGGUUGCAAAUGGCAGUUUCACCCCUGUUAAAGAUGUCUACCGCUAUGAAGACUCUGUGGUUUACUCCUGUGAUGAUGGUUAUAAACUCCUUGGAUCAGAAACAUUAAAAUGUUUAAAUAAUGAUACAUUCCUCCCUGAUCCUCCACAGUGUGAACCUAAGGACUGUUACAGACCUGGUGGAGGAUCCAACAUGCAUCUGAAAGGAAAUGAUAAUAGAAAAUAUACAUUCCCACAUGACUCCACAGUUAUAUUUGAAUGUAAUGAAGGCUUCAACGAUGAAGGUGGGUCACCACUGAGUACUUGUACUGCUGGCCGUUGGAGUCCUGUGGAACUGAGAUGCGAGAUUAAGAACUGUGGUCCACCUAAAAACGUGACGAAUGGUCAUAGAAACUAUGAGCGGACUGAGUACAAUGACAAAGCUACGAUUCGUUGUGACCAUGGGUACAAAUUAAUUGGAAACUCAGAAAUCACUUGUAAAAUGAUGGGAUGGAGCGAACCACCGACAUGUCAAGUGGUGACAUGUGUUUCACCACCAGUGGUUGCAAAUGGCAGUUUCACCCCUGUUAAAGAUGUCUACCGCUAUGAAGACUCUGUGGUUUACUCCUGUUAUGAUGGUUAUAAACUCCUUGGAUCAGAAACAUUAAAAUGUAUAAAUAAUGAUACAUUCCUCCCUGAUCCUCCACAGUGUGAACUUAAGAACUGUGGUCCACCUAAAAACGUGACUAAUGGUCAUAUAAACUAUAAGCGGACUGAGUAUGAUGACAAAGCUACGAUUCGUUGUGACCAUGGGUACAAAUUAAUUGGAAAUUCAGAAAUCACUUGUAAAAUGAUGGGAUGGAGCGAACCAUCGACAUGUCAAGUGGUGACAUGUGUUUCACCACCAGUGGUUGCAAAUGGCAGUUUCACCCCUGUUAAAGAUGUCUACCGCUAUGAAGACUCUGUGGUUUACUCCUGUGAUGAUGGUUAUAAACUCCUUGGAUCAGAAACAUUAAAAUGUAUAAAUAAUGAUACAUUCCUCCCUCAUCCUCCACAGUGUGAACCUAAGGACUGUUCCAGACCUGCUGGAGGAUCCAACAUGCAUCUGAAAGGAAAUGAUAAUAGAAAAUAUGAAUUCCCACAUGACUCCACAGUUACAUUUGAAUGUAAUGAAGGCUUCAACGAUGAAGGAGGGUCACCACUGAGUACUUGUAUUGCUGGCCGUUGGAGUCCUGUGGAACUGAGAUGCGAGAUUAAGAACUGUGGUCCACCUAAAAAUGUGACGAAUGGACAUAUAAACUACAAGUGGACUGAGUAUGAUGACAAAGCUACAAUUCGUUGUGACCAUAGGUACAAAUUAAUUGGAAACUCAGAAAUCACUUGUAAAAUGAUGGGAUGGAGCGAACCAUCGACAUGUCAAGUGGUGACAUGUGUUUCACCACCAGUGGUUGCAAAUGGCAGUUUCACCCCUGUUAAAGAUGUCUACCGCUAUGAAGACUCUGUGGUUUACUCCUGUGAUGAUGGUUAUAAACUCCUUGGAUUAAAAACAUUAAAAUGUAAAAAUAAUGAUACAUUCCUCCCUGAUCCUCCACAGUGUAAAUCUAAGGACUGUUCCAGACCUGGUGGAGGAUCCAACAUGCAUCUGAAAGGAAAUGAUAAUAGAAAAUAUACAUUCCCACAUGACUCCACAGUUACAUUUGAAUGUAAUAAAGGCUUCAGCGAUGAAGGAGGGUCACCACUGAGUACUUGUACUGCUGGCCGUUGGAGUCCUGUGGAACUGAGAUGCGAGAUUAAGGACUGUGGUCCACCUAAAAACGUGGUGAAUGGAAAAAUAAACUACAAGUGGACUGAGUAUGAUGACAAAGCUACGAUUCGUUGUGACCAUCGGUACAAAUUAAUUGGAAAUUCAGAAAUCACUUGUAAAAUGAUGGGAUGGAGCGAACCACCGACAUGUCAAGUGGUGACAUGUGUUUCACCACCAGUGGUUGCAAAUGGCAGUUUCACCCCUGUUAAAGAUGUCUACCGCUAUGAAGACUCUGUGGUUUACUCCUGUGAUGAUGGUUAUAAACUCCUUGGAUCAAAAACAUUAAAAUGUUUAAAUAAUGAUACAUUCCUCCCUGAUCCUCCACAGUGUAAACCUAAGGACUGUUACAGACCUGGUGGAGGAUCCAACAUGCAUCUGAAAGGAAAUGAUAAUAGAAAAUAUACAUUCCCACAUGACUCCACAGUUACAUUUGAAUGUAAUAAAGGCUUCAGCGAUGAAGGAGGGUCACCACUGAGUACUUGUACUGCUGGCCGUUGGAGUCCUGUGGAACUGAGAUGCGAGACUAAGGACUGUUCCAGACCUGGUGGAGGAUCCUUCAUGCAUCUGAAGGGAAAUGAUAAUAGAAAAUAUACAUUCCCACAUAACUCCACAGUUACAUUUGAAUGUAAUGAAGGCUUCAACGAUAAAGGAGGGUCACCACUGAGUACUUGUACUGCUGGCCGUUGGAGUUCUGUGGAACUGAGAUGCGAGAUUAAGGACUGUGGUCCACCUAAAAAUGUGACAAAUGGAAUAAUAAAAUAUAAGUGGACUGAGUAUGAUGACAAAGCUAAGAUUCGUUGUGACCAUGGGUACAAAUUAAAUGGAAGUUCAGAAAUCACUUGUAAAAUGAUGGGAUGGAGCGAACCACCGACAUGUCAAGUGGUGACGUGUGUUUCACCACCAGUGGUUGCAAAUGGCAGUUUCACCCCUGUUAAAGAUGUCUACCGCUAUGAAGACUCUGUGGUUUACUCCUGUGAUGAUGGUUAUAAACUCCUUGGAUUAAAAAGAUUAAAAUGUAUAAAUAAUGAUACAUUCCUCCCUCAUCCUCCACAGUGUAAACCUAAGGACUGUUACAGACCUGGUGGAGGAUCCAACAUGCAUCUGAAAGGAAAUGAUAAUAGAAAAUAUACAUUCCCACACAACUCCACAGUUACAUUUGAAUGUAAUGAAGGCUUCAGCGAUGAAGGAGGGUCACCACUGAGUACUUGCACUGCUGGCCGUUGGAGUCCUGUGGAACUGAGAUGCGAGAUUAAGAACUGUGGUCCACCUAAAAAUGUGACGAAUGGACAUAUAAACUACAAGCGGACUGAGUAUGAUGACAAAGCUACGAUUCGUUGUGACCAUGGGUACAAAUUAAUUGGAAAUUCAGAAAUCACUUGUAAAAUGAUGGGAUGGAGCGAACCACCGACAUGUCAAGUGGUGACGUGUGUUUCACCACCAGUGGUUGCAAAUGGCAGUUUCACCCCUGUUAAAGAUGUCUACCGCUAUGAAGACUCUGUGGUUUACUCCUGUGAUGAUGGUUAUAAACUCCUUGGAUCAGAAACAUUAAAAUGUUUAAAUAAUGAUACAUUCCUCCCUCAUCCUCCACAGUGUGAACUGGUGACAUGUGAUUCACCACCAGUGGUUGCAAAUGGGAAUUUCAGCCCCAAUUCCAGUUCCUAUAACUAUGGAGACAAUGUGACAUACACCUGUGACAGUGGUUAUGCACUCAAUGGAACAAGUGAAUUAACAUGUUCAGAUGAAGGUGAAUUUAACCCUGAGCCUCCACAAAGUUUCAGGGGUUGAAUGGAAAGAUCCUGAAAUUCCAAAUGCUGAAAUUGUUAAUGGUUCCCAGCCUCCACAUGGACCCAUGGCCUCUGUGACGUACAAGUGUAAAGAUGGAUAUGAAAUGUCAA
Molecule: messenger RNA, 5145 nt
Organism: Melanotaenia boesemani (Boeseman's rainbowfish)
Lineage: Eukaryota; Metazoa; Chordata; Actinopteri; Atheriniformes; Melanotaeniidae
Product: sushi, von Willebrand factor type A, EGF and pentraxin domain-containing protein 1-like
Exons: 39
Coding region: 143-5035 (1630 amino acids)
Source: RefSeq, a predicted model, not a curated record